Molecule: messenger RNA, 1247 nt
Organism: Phodopus roborovskii (desert hamster)
Lineage: Eukaryota; Metazoa; Chordata; Mammalia; Rodentia; Cricetidae
Gene: Cthrc1
Product: collagen triple helix repeat containing 1
Exons: 4
Coding region: 133-870 (245 amino acids)
Source: RefSeq, a predicted model, not a curated record
AAGAAGGGAGGGCGGCGCUCAGUCAAAGGAGCAUUGAUGCUGCGGUCUGCAGAGCUGGGCCAGAAGCCUACCAGCGCUGGGCUCCAGUGACCCCUCUACCUCCUGCUCCGGGCUUUGCAACCACCACACACCAUGCACCCCCAAGGUCACGCUGCCUCCCCGCAGCUCCUGCUCGGCCUCUUUUUUGUGCUGCUGCUGCUGCUGCAAUUGCCCGCGAAGUCCAACGCCUCAGAGAAUCCCAAGGUGAAGCAAAAAGCGCUCAUCCGACAGAGGGAGGUGGUAGACCUGUAUAAUGGAAUGUGCUUACAAGGACCAGCAGGAGUUCCUGGUCGCGAUGGGAGCCCUGGGGCCAAUGGCAUCCCUGGCACUCCAGGCAUUCCAGGACGGGAUGGAUUCAAAGGAGAAAAGGGAGAGUGCCUAAGAGAAAGUUUUGAGGAGUCCUGGACCCCAAACUAUAAGCAGUGCUCAUGGAAUUCACUGAAUUAUGGCAUAGAUCUUGGGAAAAUUGCGGAGUGUACGUUUACGAAGAUGCGAUCCAACAGUGCCCUGCGAGUCCUGUUCAGCGGUUCACUUCGGCUAAAAUGCAGAAACGCGUGCUGUCAGCGCUGGUACUUUACGUUUAAUGGAGCUGAAUGUUCAGGACCUCUUCCCAUCGAAGCCAUCAUCUAUCUGGAUCAAGGGAGCCCUGAAUUAAAUUCAACCAUCAAUAUCCAUCGCACUUCUUCUGUGGAAGGACUCUGCGAAGGAAUCGGUGCUGGGCUGGUAGAUGUGGCCAUCUGGGUUGGCACUUGUUCUGAUUACCCUAAAGGAGACGCUUCAACAGGUUGGAACUCGGUGUCUCGCAUCAUUAUUGAAGAGCUACCAAAAUAAAUCCUCCGUGGCUUUCAUUCCCUACCUCUCGUGUUUUUAAAACCAAACCUUUGAAUGGUUCAUUUGAAUGACAUUCAAGAAAUCACUUUAUGUACCCAACUGAAUGAAAAUGCAGUUAAAUAUGUUUACAGACCUAAGUGUGAUCUCACACUUUAAAAUCCUGCAUUAUCCAUUUUGCUUUCACUAAGGUUUCCUCCAUUGGUUACUUCUUUUCAUGAUUCUGUUCUCUGAACCCAUAUAUCAGAAUGGCAUUAUGAUCUUUAGAAUUUCUUAUUUCCUACUGUCAACAUUUUUAAAAAUAUAAAAAUUACAUCAUUGUACAAGCUGUAAAUGUUUAAAACUAUUUUGUAUCUGUUAAAUAAAAUGUUUAAAACAGC